Molecule: messenger RNA, 1936 nt
Organism: Galleria mellonella (greater wax moth)
Lineage: Eukaryota; Metazoa; Arthropoda; Insecta; Lepidoptera; Pyralidae
Product: invertebrate-type lysozyme 3-like
Exons: 4
Coding region: 101-601 (166 amino acids)
Molecular function (GO): lysozyme activity
Source: RefSeq, a predicted model, not a curated record
CCAUGAUCAUUGCCAGUCGUUUGUGGUUGCGCGCGAACAUACGUCGUCCAUUUUAUAUUUAAGAUUUUUUUUUAUAUAUUUUUUUUUAAUUUCCGCCACGAUGGCGUCAGCCGUGAUUAAGUUUAGUGCCAUAAUGAUGCUAAUCGGCGUGUGUGCAGCUGAUGUCUCUGAACUCCCCGAAGUCAAGGCAGCAGCGGCCGCAGCCCCGCCCGUGACUGAGGUUUGUCUUGGCUGCAUCUGCCAAGCCGUGUCGGGGUGCAAGCAAGGAACUCAAUGCGAAGGAGACCAUUGUGGCCUAUUCCACAUUACUUGGCCAUACUGGGCUGAUGCCGGGAAACCAACGAUUAAUGGACUCUCACCUGACGAUCCUAAUGCGUACCCCAGUUGCACCAAUGACCCGUACUGCGCUGCGCAGACCGUACAAGGCUACAUGAAGAGAUACGCUCAGGACUGCAACGGCGAUGGUCAGAUAAACUGCUACGAUUACAUGGCCAUCCACAAGAAGGGAGGGUACGGGUGCAGUGGGGAACUGCCCUUCAAUUACGUCAACACUUUCAACCAGUGUGUGGCAAUUGUUGCUUCUCAGCAGCAACAGGGUUAAGAAGACUGGAAUUAAAAAUGGAUUAGCGUAAUCACAUUAAUUUAAGAAAAAAAUACGUACCUACUAAUGAGGAUAAAAAAGGCACAAGAUGUCUGAGCCAUGGAAAAAUAUGUUUCUGUUUAUAUAAUAAUUUGCGGAGAUUAGUCAUAAAAUGAAUGCUCAAAAAAUAUACUUUUAAUUAUUCUAAAAUGAUUGUAGAACAAUGUGAUGUUGUUUUGUUUUACAAAAUCUAUUUUCAAUUUAUUUUUUGAUAUUGCAUGGAGUUUCUUAUUUACUUUAUAUUGUCUUGUACUAGCAAACAAUUGAAUGACCUAAUGAAAAGUGGUAAUUGACGUCUAUAGGCAAAAACAUUAUGGAUAAAAUUUAGAUUAUAGAGUAUCGAGUCUCAAAAAUGGAUCAACUGCUUGUCAGCUAAUUGUCAAAUUAGCUGACUCGUUUUUUUAUCAGUGUUCUAUUUACUUACACACAUAAUGUAUCUUGACGUAUCUAUAUUUUAUUAUUUUAUAAAUAAAAUUAGUUUUUAUGCAUUAAAAUGAUACAAAAAUUAUAAAACAAAAUAAAUAUAGAAGUUAUAAAGGAAACACUCAUAAUUAUUUAUCAGGCAUAAUUGUAUGAAAAAGUUUACCCGCUUUUCUCGAAGCAUUUGUAUAGAGACACUUUAUUCUGAAUUUGCAUAAUAACAAUACAUCAUAAUUUCACUUAAAUAACAUUACGAAACUGGAUAGAUAUUAUAUAAAAAUAAAAUUAUGAAAAUAUACAGUGUAUUUAUAUUUAUUAUAAACUAGUUAGAAGCUACAUGAUCCAAAAUUCUUCUACGUUAUAAAUAAAUUUUGUUGAAAAAUUGGUAACAAUAAUAACAUCAAUAUAAUAAUGGCUACAGAGUUUUUCCAUUUCCAUUCUCUAUGAGAAAAACGAAAAACAAAUAUACUUUCAUUCAAAUUACGUAUAGGUACAGAUAUUUAAGUCGAUAUUGUUAUUAUUAUAAGAAUGAACUAGUCUGUUAAGUUUAAAUUGAAACUAUCUUCAAUCAAUUGUAUUGAGAUAAGAUAAAAAAAAAUCUGAUACACGCUACUCAUAUAAACUUUAUAUUGUAUUUUUUUUUAAUAAUAAGUACCUAAAUUUGAAAUUAUUUUGAUAUAUUAGCAAUUAAGAGUUUUUAUUUUGAAUUGCAACGCUGGAAAUGUAAGUGCAAUAUAGAUAUUGAAUUUUGCCAAUUAAAUAAGUAAUUAAAACGAAUAAAAUAAAAAUUAUUAUAUAUUAAAUAUUAAUAAAUCUAUUUUCGUAUGAGCAUAUAUUUACUAUGAAUAUAUACGUCAAUAAACUAUCGAACUUUAA